Molecule: messenger RNA, 1362 nt
Organism: Aspergillus puulaauensis
Lineage: Eukaryota; Fungi; Ascomycota; Eurotiomycetes; Eurotiales; Aspergillaceae
Product: putative cyclin-like protein (Clg1)
Exons: 2
Coding region: 1-1362 (453 amino acids)
Biological process (GO): regulation of cyclin-dependent protein serine/threonine kinase activity
Cellular component (GO): cyclin-dependent protein kinase holoenzyme complex; nucleus
Molecular function (GO): cyclin-dependent protein serine/threonine kinase regulator activity; protein kinase binding
Source: RefSeq, a predicted model, not a curated record
AUGCCAUCUUUCUACAACACUGGCCUUCCGGCCUUUCCCCUUACCCCCCCUCAUAUCACCGGUGCCGGCAGGAUGGAGAACGAGCCCCCGUUCUACGUCCUUGGUCACUCGGCCGCCUUCCCGCCCCGUUACUCCCAGAACGGCUGUGAAUUCAUCGAACAAUACUCCCAGCAGUCAUCUUGCUACGGCAAGCCCCCGAUGAACCACCAACAGCCAAUGCCUUCGAUGCGUACAGGGAGAGACAUGACCGCGUUAAGUCAACCCAUGUUCGGUCCCAUGCACGCUGCCAAUGUACUGCCCCCAAUCCGCAACAACGUCCAGUUGCCCCCGAUGGACCGUGCCGUUCCUCCGCAGUAUCGCCGAAAAGAGCCGAUCGCCCAACCCGAGCAGCCCCGAAAAGAAGAGAAGGCUACCGGAGGCGUUGCCGCUUACCUAGACUAUGAGAUGGAACAGAUGGCCGACUUCGUGGCUGAGAUGGCCCAGGGAAUCGUCUACCCAGGAUCAUCUGUGCCCCCGCAGUUCCGGAAAUACGUUCUUCAAAUUCUGUCGUCGACUCGUCUCCCAAGCGCUACCAUCCUCUUGGGUCUUUACUACCUCUCUUGUCGGAUGCGUAUGCUUUCUUCCGCCAAGGUUUACACCGCCGGCAGUGGCCAGGUUUACCGCAUGCUUACGGUCGCUUUGCUUCUGGGAAGCAAGUUCUUGGAUGAUAACACUUUCCAGAACAAAUCCUGGGCCGAAGUUAGCAAUAUUCCUGUGAGUGAGUUGAACUCCAUGGAGCUCGAAUGGCUCUUUGCCUUCGAAUGGAAGAUCCACGAUCGCAUCUAUGACAAACAGGAUGGGUUCAAGUCGUGGCGCUCUCACUGGGAGAAGUGGUGUACCAAGUCUUCCCUCAAAACUCAAGAGCCUCGACACACCCUCGCUCCGAUUAACACCAACAUCUCUCGAAGCAACCGGGUUUCGAAGCCUCUUCUCUCUCCUGAAGGUCCAAUUCCUCCGCAGUACCAGCGGAGCACACAGUACGAAAACUCUUGGCUCAACCCAGCAGCUUCAGAGUAUUCGCCGCCUUCUGCCCCUCACAGCGGCCCGACCACUCCGGACUACUACUCCGUGGGCCCGUGGGCGUACUCGAACCCUCCACCACCAUACUCGAGCACCUGGAUGCCUCAGCAACAGUAUCUACCACCGCCGCGAUCACAGCCGCCAUCCUACCACCACACUCCGUCUUACGGGUUCCCCUACCCGCACGGUGGUUGGGCAACCGGCCAUGGCUCAUCGUGUGGUUGCCCAUAUUGCGCUAAGAGCAUGGAACACUACAUGUGCGCCAAUCUAGUCGGCUCGAUGCAACCCAUCCUCGCGGCUUGA